Messenger RNA from Colletotrichum karsti, 666 nucleotides. RefSeq lists its product as uncharacterized. NCBI's taxonomy places the organism in Eukaryota, Fungi, Ascomycota, Sordariomycetes, Glomerellales, Glomerellaceae. The transcript has a single exon. The record is from RefSeq and is a predicted model, not a curated record. The coding region runs from base 1 to 666 and encodes 221 amino acids.
AUGCGAAUAGCGUCAAAUGCAAUCCUGCGAGCCGCCUUCGUGGCCGCCUGGCUCGCCUCGACCGCCCUCGCGAUGCCUCAAGUCGUCGACCGCGAAGAUCCACCACCAAACCCGCCGUCACCCCCGAAACCCGUCGCGACGGCCGACCAAGUCGACGUGACGAGGCCCAACACCACCACCGCGGGGGACGAGAACAAGCCGCCGAUCCCGAUCACGGUGCAGCUCUUCGGCAGCUCGCCGGGCGUCAAGAACUGCCGCAGCGGCGCGAAGCUCGUGGACAUGGAGCUGCCGAAAAACGCGUCGGCGCUGCCGCAGUUCACGGCCGGCGACCUCGGGCAGUGCUACGACCUGCCGGGCACGGCGCAGUGCGGGAUAUUCAUGGGCAACAAGGCGGACGGGUGCGAGGCGAAGCUGUUCCGGGGGCUCAAGUGCACGUCGUUCACGAACGUGGCCGUCUUCCAGGACGAGCUGAGGCCGGUCGGGGGCUUCUUCACGAGCAUGGCCAUCAAGUGCGGCAUCAAGCCGGUCGAGGUGCAGCCGUUGAGCCUGGGAGGGCUCGGGGCGGCCAAGAUGCAGAAGCCGCAGACCAAGGACGGGGGCAAGGCGAGGGCGGCGAGGGCGAUCGAUGCUGCGAUGCAAGCUGGUUUAUCACAGGGGGCGAAUUGA